UGACCGUGAGCAAAGUGAGAGAGUGACUGUUCGUUCUGUAAUGUUUGUACUUUGCACAUAAAGUGUUUGUGCUUAUCAUGGUGAUUUUACGAAAUUAGUGGUUCAGUGUUUAUAUUCUAUCAUUAUUAACUGAAUCAUAUUUUCAAAAUGACAUCAAUGAUGAUGAGUAUUCCUCGACAAAUUCCAUUGCUUGUUAUUGAUGAAGAGGUACUCCUUCCAGGAUCGUCAAUGAAAAUUCCCGUUACAAGUUCACGAAACAUGGCGAUGAUAAAGAGUCGUCUUCUAAACCAGAGGUCACUGACAAGCACCAUUAUAGGAGUUGUACCCAAAGAACCCGAACAACACUUGGACAUAUCUGGUACUGCUCCAUUGCACACAGUUGGUACUGCAGCAGUUGUUGUUCAAGUCACUGGUAUCAGUUGGCCUCAGCCGUCAUUCACACUGCUUGUGACAGGAUUGUGUCGUUUCCGACUGGAGAAACUUGUGAUGGAAGUACCAUACUUGGUUGGAGUUGUCACACAACUUGACAAGCUGGCAGUUGAUGAUGAAGAUGACGAUAACCAGGAACUGAUGGAUCUCAUUCAGAGCUUCAGAGUAGAAGCCUCAAAACUGCUUGAAAUGUUGGAUGUUUCCAAUUCUACUGUAGCCAGGCUGAAGAGGAUGCUGGGCACCUUGCCUGCUCAUCACCUUGCUGAUCUCUGUGCAUCUCUUGUGAAUGCUUCCUUCAUUGAGAAACUACAAGUGCUGGAUGCAGUUGACCUGUCAGAACGCCUUAAGAAAUCCCUGCCACUCCUUGUGCGGCAGAUUGAAGGUUUGGAGAUGUUACGCAAAUCACCAAACAAUCGUACGGAGAAACAUUACGCUAUACAACCUAAAAACAGAGUGAUGAUCAUAAGACCUCAGCGAGACACAUAUUCUAGGAGUGACCAUGCCCUUGUGCCGUCAGAUGAUGAAGGAGAUGAACUUCAGGAACUUCACCAAAAACUGAGGGCUGCCAAGUUACCUCCACAUGCCUCUAAAGUGGCAAUGAAGGAAUUGCAGAGAUUAAAGAAAUUAGCAUCAAUGAGCCCUGAGAGUGGUAUCAUACGCACCUAUGUAGAACUGAUGGCAGAACUUCCAUGGUCAAAAUCAUCACCUGAGACGCUUGAUAUCAAUAAGGCCAGACAGGAUUUGGAUGCAGACCAUUACGCAAUGGAUAAGUUGAAACGGAGAGUGCUGGAAUAUCUGGCUGUCAGGCAGUUAAAAAAUAACCUCCGAGGACCAAUUCUCUGCUUUGUAGGACCUCCUGGUGUUGGCAAAACCAGUGUUGGACGUUCAAUUGCCCAGACACUUGGACGUGAGUUUCAUCGCAUAUCCCUUGGAGGCAGUUGCAAUCAGUCAGAUAUCAGAGGCCAUCGCCGAACGUACAUUGGUGCAAUGCCUGGCCGUAUCAUCCAAGGCUUGAAGACGGUUGGGGUCAACAACCCUGUCAUGUUGCUUGAUGAGAUUGACAAACUAAGCACGGGUAUUCAUGGAGAUCCAGCUGCAGCUCUUCUAGAAGUGUUGGACCCAGAGCAGAACUGCAAUUUUGUGGAUCACUACCUGAAUGUGCCAUUUGAUCUGUCCAAAGUGAUGUUUAUUGCCACAGCUAACACCACCAGAACUAUUCCUCCAGCUCUCCUUGACCGCAUGGAACUGAUCCAUGUCCAAGGGUACACACAGGAAGAAAAGUUGCAUAUUGCAUCACGUCACCUUCUACCCAAACAACUGGAGGAGCAUGGCCUCGAAUCUCACAUGGUGCAGUUUCCCAUGGAGAGCAUCAAGAUCCUUGUAUCAUGCUACACUCGUGAAGCUGGGGUUCGAACUUUGGAGCGCAAAUUGGGAGCCUUGUGUCGUGCAGUGGCUGUUCAUGUUGCUGAAAUGAAUGUGGGUGAUCUCACUAAGAAGGACAAUGGACAAACAAAACUGCCCAUAAUCUUGGAUGAAGCUGCAGUUGAGGACAUAUUAGGGCCUGCGUUGUACUCCAACAAUGAGCUUUGGUCUCGACUGGGUCAGCCUGGUGUGGCGGUGGGAUUGGCUUGGACAACUGUUGGUGGCGAGGUGUUGCUUGUAGAAGCAAACAAGAUGGAGGGAGAUGGUGAACUAGUGCUCACUGGUCACCUUGGUGAUGUUAUGAAAGAAUCUGCCAGGUUAGCCCUAAACUGGGUGCGCACUACUGCACGUGAGUAUGGUCUACAGAUAGAUGGAGAACUCCUGGCCCACACAGACCUCCACAUUCAUUUCCCUGCUGGCGCAGUGGGUAAAGAUGGGCCAUCUGCAGGUGUAACCAUAGCAGCAGCUCUGAUCUCUCUGUUCUCUGAGCGGCCCAUUGAUGCUGAUGUUGCCAUGACAGGCGAGAUUACAUUGCGAGGUGUAGUACUUCCAGUUGGUGGAGUGAAGGAGAAGGUUCUGGCAGCUCAUCGGGCCGGACUCAAACAAGUUAUUCUGCCUAAGAAGAAUGGCAAGGACUUGCAUGAAGUUCCUGAAAAUGUGAAGAAAGAUCUUACAUUUGUGCUUGUGAGUCACAUGGAUGAAGUGCUGCAGGCUGCAUUCACUGGUGGCUUCCCGACAGUUGCCAGCCCACAAGACAUGGGUUCAGUCAUAAGCAAACUUUAGAUGUAGCUGUGAGCAGUUUAGUGUAAGGAAAUUUGAAGUUCUCAUAGACGUAUGAGAUUAUGGUCUUCUGAUUUGAGAUACCAUAUGGUCUAAUACAGUCUAAUAUCUUAUUUACCUUGUUUCCCAGUUGUUGUUUUGUCAAACAACCAUAGUCCCACCACAGCAAAAAUAAAGCUUCUUUUUUUGGCAAGAAGUGUAUUUUUACAAUUAUGCACUUUUUAAUGUUAUAUUAAUCACUAAGGGACAUUAAUACUUUGAAGGCAUCACAUCCCACCAAGCUAACCAUUAUGUCUCACUGGUUGAGAAAUGCUGGUCUAGUAUAUAGGUACAAACAUUUUGGGGCAAUCUGCUGCCUAUAUCUUCGUGGUGGAAGUCUUCUUCUAGCAUGAAGGUGUCCCAAUAUGAUCGUGUGAAAUGUUGGUACUUAUUCCCUAGACUGCAUGGUGGAACACUGCAGAUGAUUAAAUUCUAAGUGAUUCUGAUUCUGACCUUAUCCAUUGUCCAGUAUUCUAGAAACUAGAAAACUUGAUGUUUCAGAAACUGUGUCUGUUUCCGUGAUUGAGGUUAGCU
Messenger RNA from Cryptotermes secundus, 3204 nucleotides. RefSeq names its product lon protease homolog 2, peroxisomal. Gene Ontology annotation, biological process: protein processing; protein targeting to peroxisome; protein catabolic process. Gene Ontology annotation, cellular component: peroxisomal matrix. NCBI's taxonomy places the organism in Eukaryota, Metazoa, Arthropoda, Insecta, Blattodea, Kalotermitidae. Bases 148 to 2634 code for a protein of 828 amino acids. Gene Ontology annotation, molecular function: ATP binding; ATP-dependent peptidase activity; serine-type endopeptidase activity. The record is from RefSeq and is a predicted model, not a curated record. The transcript has 15 exons.